CCUUCCCUUUUCCAAAAAGAAGUGCUCCAAGGAGGAGGUUAUUUCGUGAAAAAUCUCAAAGCCAUGCUGCAGGGACCAGUGUCAUUCAAGGAUGUGACUGUGGACUUCACCCAGGAGGAAUGGCAGCACCUGGACCCCGCGCAGAAGGCGCUCUACAGGGAUGUCAUGCUGGAAAACUACUGUCAUCUCCUCUCUCUGGGGUUUCACAUGACUAAGCCUGAUAUGAUCUGCAAGUUGGAACAAGGAGAAGAACUGUGGACAACAGAGAGAAUUUUUUCAAGUCAGUGCAACCUAGAAGGAGAUGGGAAAGCUGAAGAUGUUUUAGUGAAGUUCAAAGACUACCAAGACAGCCAUAGAUCAGUCAUACUCAUCAACCACAAAAGACUAAGUAAGGACAGAAGUAAUAUUUGGGGGAGAGCACUUACUGUAGGCAAGAAUCAUAUUACUUCAAAAACAACACUACAUGACUAUAAAUCUGAUGACACAUUUUUGAAAAAUAUUUCAGAAUUAGUCAUUAGAAAUAUAAGCCCUAUGAAAGAGAAAUUUGGUGACGGUAAUGGAUGGGAGAAACUGCUCCUCUCUGCUAAUGAGAAAGUUCAUACUGCAGUAACUCUUUAUAAACAAACAGAAAGGAGUCUAAAUGGUAAACAAGAGUUUACUCAGCAUCAGAAGUUUCAAAUGCCAGAGCAAUCAUUUGAAUAUAAUGAGUGUGAAAAAUCCAUCCUCAUGAAAGGAAUGUUAUUUACACAUUCUAGAAGUCACCGAGGAGAAAGAACCUUGGAGUAUAAUAAAGAUGGAAUAGCUUUCAUCAGAAAGUCAAACCUCAGUGUCCAUCCACAAAUUAUGGAGAAGAAGCCCCAUGUUUACAGCAAAUAUGGGAAAUUCCUCUACAGGAAGCCAAUUUUUAUACAUCAGAGAUCGCAAUUAGAAGAGAAGCCCUUUCAGUGUUCUUACUGUGGAAAUAGAUUUAGAAGAAAAUCAUAUCUCAUUGAACAUCAGCGAAUACACACAGGCGAAAAACCUUACGUUUGCAGUCAGUGUGGAAAAGCUUUCCGUCAGAAGACAGCACUCACACUUCACGAGAAAACACAUCUAGAAGGGAAACCUUAUAUGUGUUUAGAUUGUGGGAAAUCCUUCCGUCAAAAAGCAACUCUUACCAGACAUUACAAAACCCAUACAGGAGAGAAAGCCUAUGAAUGUACGCAGUGUGGGAGUGCUUUUAGAAAAAAGUCAUACCUCGUUGACCAUCAGAGAACUCACACAGGAGAGAAACCAUAUCAGUGUAAUGAAUGUGGAAAAGCAUUUAUCCAGAAGACUACCCUCACCGUACACCAGAGAACUCACACAGGAGAGAAGCCUUACGUUUGUAACGAAUGUGGGAAAUCCUUCUGUCAAAAAACAACCCUCACUCUCCAUCAAAGAAUCCAUACGGGAGAAAAACCUUAUAUAUGUAAUGAAUGUGGAAAAUCCUUCCGCCAGAAGGCAAUCCUUACUGUUCAUCAUAGAAUACAUACAGGAGAGAAAUCUAAUGGGUGUCCUCAGUGUGGGAAAGCCUUUAGUAGGAAAUCAAACCUCAUUCGUCAUCAGAAAACCCACACAGGAGAAAAACCGUAUGAAUGUAAACAAUGUGGAAAGUUUUUCAGUUGUAAGUCAAACCUCAUUGUUCAUCAAAAAACUCACAUAGUAGAAACCAGGGGAAUUCAGUAAAGGAUGUUAAGAACUUUAAAAAAUCAUGAUAAACCCUAUACAUGAUGUUGCUUGCAAGUAUUAUGAUAAUAAUAAUAAUGUUUUAUGCCAUAUAUUUACCCACUGUUUGCUAGCCUAAAACAUAUAAAGAAUUAUAUUAUAAAUACCAUUGAAAAUGCAAAU
Molecule: messenger RNA, 1869 nt
Organism: Suncus etruscus (white-toothed pygmy shrew)
Lineage: Eukaryota; Metazoa; Chordata; Mammalia; Eulipotyphla; Soricidae
Gene: ZNF382
Product: zinc finger protein 382
Exons: 4
Coding region: 64-1707 (547 amino acids)
Biological process (GO): negative regulation of transcription by RNA polymerase II
Molecular function (GO): DNA-binding transcription repressor activity, RNA polymerase II-specific
Source: RefSeq, a predicted model, not a curated record